UAAAUGCAUUUUAAUUCCAACCAUAUAAACGAUACAACCACAAAUUAUCCCGGAAACGAUACCCAUAACCUUGACUACGAAUCUUUGGAGAGCCAAUGCAAAAAUAUUUGGAUUCUGAGAUCUCACAUCGAGAGGGAAUCCGUUACAGCCAGAUUAAAUCUUUCGUUCUUAUCAUCGAAUAGAAAUGAGAGAGAUGCUUCCCACGAUUCUUCUUCCGCAAAUGACCUUACUGACGAUGGAUUUUCUCAAGAAAUUGCACCGCGCAUUUCUAACAUAAUCCACCCCUUUCGCGAUCACGAAAAUACAAUAAAUAAUCAAGAAAACAGUCACGAUAGCGAUUAUAUGAAUCACGAUAAAAAUGUUAAUAUUACCGAUCUUCAAAUAAAGUCUAGUAAAGUUAAUAAUCUUGGUGAUUGCCAUGAAACUGUAGGCAAUAAAAUAUCCAUUCCUGAUGUCGUUACAUUUGAGAAUGGUUCAGCCAAUGGAAUAGAGUCGAUCUUGAAUGGCAAUACAUCUACGAAUGACUAUAAUCAACCAAUGAGACAUUCUAAAGGAACAUGCCUCGACAACUCAAAUAUAAUUCGUUCUCCUUGUAACUCGUCAAAUUCGGGGAACUUACCCCAAGUUGAUAUAUUUAAUAUUCAAAUCGAUCGAAAUAUAAUUAACGUAAAUACCAACCAAGAAACAGAUGUCACAAAUCCAUCAUCAACCAUUAAAUUAACCAAUGCCGGGAAAUUAAGCGGAGAUCAUAUCGACGCGCAAAGCAACGCGAGUUCAAACGAGGAAGUCAGAAGUUUAACCGUAUCUUUUGAAAUGGAAAGUUCAUUUGAAGAAAAUGGUCAUGUUACUAAUAAUCGGUCACUACUGAAAUGGGAUUCCGGAUAUAACUCCUAUCCUAAGGACUUGUAUCUGCCCCAAAGUUCAAUUUCAGAAACUUCGAACGAUGACAACAACGAAAUAGUUAUGACUAAAGGCAACUGUAUUGUACCAAAGGAGCAAUAUAUCGCAAAACCAUCUGAUCCACUAAGAUUUAACGGUACUGCAGAAUUAUCAAACGGUCAUUAUGAUCUAAAUAGUGAAUUGAGUGAUCUAACACAUGUAGGAGAUCUUGAAAAUACAAUAAUGAUUAAUAGACCAGAGUUCGGCAUUGAAGCUGAAGUAAGAGAUUUUGCCAUCGAUCAUAAAACCAAUCAAAUUUUCAAUGAAUUUGUCAAAAUCGAUCCGAAUUUUAAAGGUAAACAUGUCACGAAAACCCAUUCCUCUAAAAAAUCAUCCUUUAAUAAAAAUGCUAAAAAGUUGCAUGAGGCUCCUAACAGUUUUCAGGGUAAAAAGUCUAAACAAUAUUUAUCCGUGCCUACAAAAAUGCUCACACGCUUCAUUGAUGAUGACAAAUCGAUUCCGACAGCGACCAAUUGUAUAGAUCAGGAUUCCACUUCUAGUCUCAUCUAUAAGGCUGUAACUUAUCCCCAAAACCCUUUAUUUGUUCAAUCUUGUAGUAAUGAUGAAAAUAAUUUAAAUUCUAAGUCCUGUAAUAUCCGAGAUGACGAGGAUAGUCGCAAGGAGGAGACCGAUAAUUUAAAACUGCCUUCUGCCGAUCAAAUUACACAGUUUCACAACGAUCUCAAAUGCGUCAAAAGGUGCAAAAAAUUGGGCUUGACCACGAGCAAAGACACCGCAUUGGAUAAUGCUAAAUUACUUUUGAGCUAUUUUAAACUCAAAUGGGAAAAGAGUAGCCGGGAAAGCAUCGAAGAAGAAACUGAGGAAGAUUUGGAGAAAAAUGGUUGACAAUUCCCUCAUAAAAAAAACCCCCCAUCUUUGAAUAUUAUAUCUAAUUAUCGUAAAUUAACUUUUGUGGAUUAUUUUUAAUAAGAAGAGCUAUGUUUCAUAAUUACUAUGUUCUAGUAUAACUAGUGUUGUUAAAACGGCCCGUUUUUAAGCCGAUUUUUAAAUACGGCCAACUCAAUAUUUUAUCCGGAAAAAUAUUGCCUAAAUCUCGAGAUUUCGCUAAUAGCUUGUUCCUCCUACAAACAAAAUCUUCAGGCUUGCGUAAUAUUAUUCUGGACGAAAUAUUGAGUUAACCGUUUUAAAAAUCGGCUCAAAACGAGCCGGUUAACAACACUGAGUAUAAUGUGAUUUUUUCGCGCGCACCUUUGCGAUUUAUUCUGAUAUCCCAAGAUUAUUAAGUUAUUGAGACAUCCAUAAAUUCAUUCAAUAAAA
Gordionus sp. m RMFG-2023 is the source of this 2217-nucleotide messenger RNA. RefSeq names its product asparagine-rich protein-like. NCBI's taxonomy places the organism in Eukaryota, Metazoa, Nematomorpha, Gordioida, Chordodea, Parachordodidae. The transcript is spliced from 3 exons. The coding region runs from base 4 to 1785 and encodes 593 amino acids. The record is from RefSeq and is a predicted model, not a curated record.